CCUGGGGGCAGGGCCCGAGCCAGUGUCUCCAGGCGCCGGUCCUUCUCUGGUGGGGCAACCUCUUUGUGGUCCGGUGCACCGUUUUUCCCGUCUCCGUCCUCCAGCAUGCCCGGUCCGACUCCGAGUGGCACUAACGUGGGCUCGUCGGGGCGUUCUCCCAGCAAAGCAGUUGCCGCCCGGGCUGCAGGAUCCACGGUCCGGCAGAGGAAAAAUGCCAGCUGUGGCACGAGGAGUGCGGGCCGCACGACCUCGGCAGGCACUGGGGGAAUGUGGCGAUUUUACACAGAGGAUUCACCGGGGCUCAAAGUUGGCCCUGUUCCAGUAUUGGUUAUGAGUCUUCUGUUCAUCGCUUCUGUAUUUAUGUUGCACAUUUGGGGCAAGUACACUCGUUCGUAGAUUCGGCUACAUCCAUCUGUCAUCUGAAGAAGAAGGAAAAAGCCCAACAUAUCUUGGACCAAAAGUAUAGUGAAUUUUCUCUUCAUGAGAAAGAAAUUUUCUGUAGCUUAUUUUACAAGGAACUUAACAGGAAUUGAUUUGGAAGAAUCUUUUUUUCUAUACCUAAUAAACUUUUUAAUUCACUUGUAC
Molecule: messenger RNA, 585 nt
Organism: Octodon degus (degu)
Lineage: Eukaryota; Metazoa; Chordata; Mammalia; Rodentia; Octodontidae
Gene: Sec61b
Product: Sec61 translocon beta subunit
Exons: 4
Coding region: 106-396 (96 amino acids)
Biological process (GO): intracellular protein transport
Cellular component (GO): Sec61 translocon complex
Source: RefSeq, a predicted model, not a curated record